Messenger RNA from Syzygium oleosum, 1437 nucleotides. RefSeq names its product taxane 13-alpha-hydroxylase-like. Gene Ontology annotation, biological process: sterol metabolic process. The transcript is spliced from 4 exons. Lineage: Eukaryota; Viridiplantae; Streptophyta; Magnoliopsida; Myrtales; Myrtaceae. The record is from RefSeq and is a predicted model, not a curated record. Gene Ontology annotation, molecular function: heme binding; iron ion binding; monooxygenase activity. Bases 1 to 1437 code for a protein of 478 amino acids.
AUGUCUUUCUUGUAUUUAAUUUUUGCCACCUUCCUUUUAGCUUCAAUUGUCUUGCUGAUUAUUCUCUCCAAGGACCCAAAAAACAAAAAUCUUCCAAAAGGGUCUCUUGGGUUCCCGAUAAUCGGAGAAACCCUAAGUUUUCUUAAAGCUCAGAGAAAGGAGCAAGGUGCAAAAUGGGUAGAGGAGAGGGUUUCCAAGUACGGUUCCAUAUUCAAAACCUCUUUAAUGGGCUCGCGGACUGUCAUCAUCGUCGGCCAGGCCGGUAACAAGUUCAUACUCACUACAAAUGAUGAUGUCCUCGCCGCCAAACAGCCCCCCGCAAUCCAAGCCGUUGGUGGCAAAAACAAUCUUUUCGAACUCACUGGAUCCAGGUACAAACUUAUAAAGGGCGCGAUGAUUAGCUUUUUGAAACCAGAAAGCCUACAAAAGUAUGUCAAGAGAAUGGAUGACAUUGUCAGAAACCUAACUCUCGAAGAAACCAGAGAGACAGACACCAUCAAGGCCUUCGUCUUCAUGAAGAAGCUCACUUUCAACGCAGCCUGCGACAUUCUCUUUGGCAUCCAGGAUGAGUUCACCAAGGAGAAACUCUUCGAGGAUUUCACUCUUGCCUUCAAGGCCAUCUGGUCUCUCCCAUUGAAUUUCCCAAGCACCGUCUUUCGGAAGGGGCUUCAAGCUAGGUCGAGGAUUGUGGACCGCAUUUUGCCAAUAUUGAGGAAGAGGAAGGAGGAGAUUUCGGCAGGAGUGACAGACCCUAAGAGCGACGUGAUAAGCUGCUUGCUAGCGUUGAGGGAUGAGAAUGAAGAAUUGAUCGAUGAAGGGACGAUCAUCGACAAUAUUGUCAUGUUGGUGAUCGCGAGUCACGAUACGACGGCGAUUCUUUUGAGCCUGAUGAUAUGGAAGCUAGCAAGAGAUCCUGAGGUCUACAAGAGAGUCCUGGAAGAACAUGAGGAAAUUUUGAAGGGAAGAGAGAAUGGAGGAGGACUUAGCUGGGGCGAUAUACAAAAGAUGAGAUACACAUGGAGGGUUGCUCAAGAGUUGAUGAGGCUCAUCCCUCCAGUGUUUGGCAGCUUUAGAAAAGCACUCAGAGACAUUAGCUUCGGUGGCUACGUUAUUCCCCAAGGCUGGCAGGUGUUAUGGGUAGCAUGUGGAACGCACAUGAAAAGUGAUGUAUUCGAUAGACCGGAUGAGUUCGAACCGUCUCGCUUUGAGAGCCUGUCGAGGCCGAUCCCGCCCUUCACCUAUGUCCCGUUCGGGGGCGGACUCCGGACGUGUAUUGGGAACGAGUUUGCGAGAGUGGAGACGCUCACGGUGGUGCACAACUUGGUGACAGGGUACAAGUGGUCGCAAUUGGAGCCGGAGGAGGCCAUCACUCGCCAAUUCAUGCCUUAUUUCUCGAUGGGCCUGCCGAUCAAGAUCAGGCCCAGAAAGAGCUCCUAA